GAAGAAGAAGAAUAGAAAACCAAUAGAAAUUAGAAGUUAAUCUCGUUUUCGAUGAUCGUGUAUUUUCUUCAAUUACAGCGCGCAAUUCAAAUAAGUUUUUUAAUUUUACGAAGAAUCAAUUUUGUGUUAGUUUCGAAUACUAUUUGAAAGAAUUCAAGAGAACUGACAAAAAAACGGAAUUAUUUCGAAUUACAAGAAAUCUUUUUGAAUUAUAAAAAAAAAUCUAUGUUAGCGCUUCAAUUUGCAAUGACGAAAGUUAAUUACAACAUUCGCUAUGUGUCAUCGAAAAUUUGUCUCACCGUUUAAGUAAAUAGUUUUAUAAUAGAAUUUAUUCUAAUAUUCUGUUUCUUAUCUUACUUUACCUUAUAUUUUAUUUUUUGAUUUACUUAACAGAAAGAAGGAAUUUUAAUUGAAAUACUGUUUAAGAUGUGGAAGUAGUUCUCGAAUGUGUGUCAAGAGUCCAAAUUACCAAUAAGUAUAGAUAUUUUUAGGCAUGCUGACAUAAAAUCAGGCCUCUUGUGACACGUUUGCCCUGUUUCUCGUCAUUCUUAACGGAUCAAGUGUGAUAUAGAUUACGUAGCUGUAAAGAUUGUUUCAAAAUAAAAGAACGCAACAAAUAUAUAUAUAUUUCUUUUAUAUAUUCUCAGAGCGUUUAUAAAAUGCCAGAGUAUACUGCAGCUAUCUAAAUCAUAAAGCUGAUUACGCAAAUUGUAAUAAUUUCAUUAGUUCAUUAUGUGAACCAAAGUAUUUUUUUCUUUAUUAAUUAAUUAAAUACUAUUAUUUGAAAACAUUCGUUUUCUAUAAUUCUUUGACUUUAUGAACACUUAGUAUUCUAACAUUACAUAUUUAUAAACUAAAUAAUAAACUUUUCAAACAAUUAACUCAUUAAGUCAGGUAAUUAUAUUAAUUAAUUUAUUAUAUGAGGUAAUUAUAUACAAAAAAAGUAAUUACAAAAAAAUUAUAUUAUAUUAAAUAAUGUACUAUCUUUUUCAGUUUAAUUUAUAUUAAAUUUAUUAAGAAUGCUUUCUGUUAUAGCUAAAAUUAAUAAAUGUCAAAAUAUUUGUUUAUGAAAUAUCUCGUAGGUUUUUAAUAGCGAGUUUGAUAAAUCUAACAAGAAAAUUUAAUUUUCUCGGCAAAAUUACAUAAGUUGCUUUGAGAUUGAAUCUAUUAAAGUUAAAACAAGUAUAUAUACUCGCGGCAAAAAAUAUUCAAUUUAUGCAAGUAUGUGACGUCGCAUAUAAUUUUGCAAAGAAAAAAUAAUUUACCUAAGCGGAAGCCUUUCUCAUUUAUGCAAUUUAUUCUGUCACACAAUUCCCUCUAUCUUACGCUUCUGAUAUACUUGUGAUGCUACUUAGAAUGCUGAUUACUAUGACACACACUACAAUAUUAAGACUGCAAUCAUACUUAACGUUCCUUGACGCUUUACACUAAAAAAAAAAAUUACGAUAAGUUAAAAUAACAACAAGAAAAUCCCUUUAUAAUUCUUUUAUUAAUUGUUUCAAUAAUAUGACUUCUAAUAAUAACGCGUAUUAAUUAUAACUCUUUAUGAAACGUCUUUUUCUAAUUAAAGAAAAUCGUUUCUUAGCCUCAUAUUGCGGUACAACAUUAUUUGGCAACAGCCACUACUCAUGUGGAACUAUUUCAAGUUCUAUGUACAUACGCGCAUUCCCUUGAAUUUAGCGGACGCAGUCUGUGUAGAUAGGCCGGUAAAAAUAGUAAACUCGGUGGAAUUAGUCGCGUGUAUAAUCGCGCGUAUUUCAUAGUAGAGCUAUUCUUUCACUAAUUCACUAAUAUACACAAUAAUUUGUAUAACUUAAAAAUAUCCCAAUGCCACAAUAUCGUAUCUCUUAUCAAAUUUUAAAUUUUUGUGGAAUUUUUAAGAAGAUAAAUUUUGCAAACUGCGCGUUUAAAAAUCCUAUGUGAAUAGACGAUGGAUCAAGUUGUAAUUUACAUUAUAUUUUUUCGAGUAGCGGAUUGAUAGUUUUUAAACUUUUUAAAGUUUUUAUACUAUCAAAUUACAUUUAUUGAAUAAUAAUACAAUUUUUUGAAGCUUUCGGAGCUUCUAAACUCAUUUUAACUGUAAACACAUUAUUAUAACACACGAAUGUUGUCUUCAAAAUUGACAGUGCAAAGUUAACAAUGCAAACUUUACUUUGCGGAUUAUCUUCGAAAAGUCGUACUAAAACAACGUUAAAUCUGAAGCCACUGUAACAAUUCUAAUCCCAUAGAAGUAAUUUACGAGAGUGAAGUGAUGGUAGAGGAUCAUACGAUUCAACAAAAGGAGAGAAACAGAGACAGAUAGACAGCGAAACCUCGAAGAAAGAAACGAGAAGCAAUGCGGCGGUGGGGCGUUCCGACCAGAAAUAGAAAAGCAGUUCGAGGAGAGUCACUGAGUAUUAGUCGUGGUGGUGUUCCAUGUGAGUCUCUUCGUACCGAAUUGGACUCGGUAGUUUGCUUCGAAACAUGCCACGCGGUAUCUCAAUGAGAUCCUCUCUGAGGAGUCGAGAUUCGUCCUCGACGUCGACCGGAGUCGAUCCUCGGGAACGCAUCAAGGAUUGUUGCCGAAAAUUAGUGGCUUUUAUGUGCACUCAGGUUGGUGUGGGCGGUCUGGUAGUGGGCUAUACCAUUGUGGGCGCCUUUGGCUUCAUAAUAAUUGAGACAAGCGAGAAUUUGGAGGAACCAGUGUGUAAUCCGAAGUACAUUCAUACGGAAUACGCCGACAAAUUGUGGUUCAGCACCGCUAGCAAUAAGUCGGUGAACAUUUUGGAUCAAACCGCCUUCUACGUAGUGACCAACAGUAUUCUGCAACGUUUUCAAGAAAAUAUCACUAUCAACAAGCGGAAUAAGCUAAACUGUGACGGCAAAACUCCUUCCGAAAUUUGGACGUUCCCAGCAGCGUUGAUGUUCUGUCUCUCAGUGAUCACUAUGAUCGGUUAUGGCACUUUAGUUCCAAAGACCCCGUGGGGUAAAGGUGCCACUGUAAUCUACGCCGUAGUUGGCAUUCCAUUAUACGUACUCUAUUUCUUGAACAUGGGCAAGGUGCUCGCGCAAACUUUCAAGUGGCUGUAUACACGAUUGCACGAGUGCACCGGUCAGCGGAAGCCUGGUCAGAGGAUCAUUGUGCCUUCGACCGCUUGUCUUUGGGUGAUAUUCGGCUACAUAGUCGUCGGCUCGAUCAUGUACUCCAUGUGGGAAGAAUGGGAUUACCUGGAUAGCACUUACUUCUGCGUCAUUUCGCUCUCCAAGAUUGGUUUUGGUGAUUUAGUUCCAGGCUGGAGCUCACAUAAGGCUACGAAGGACAAUCAGACAAAACUCAUCAUCAACUUCGUGUACUUGCUGUUAGGCAUGGGCCUGAUAGCCAUGUGCUACAAUUUAAUGAAGGAGGAAGUAUUUGUAAAAGCUCGAGAACUCAAAGAACAGUUGAACCAAGUGAUGGACGCGGUUCAUUAUAAGUUAAUGAAAUGUUGUAAGUCAGAAUCUUUGGAUUAAGAGACCGAAAAAAGAUCACAGGAUGCAUUAUCAAAAUUGUGAAUAAUGCUAAAAUCUAUCAUAAAAAAAUGCAAAAAUACUAAUACAACGAAGGAUAUUAUAGGAAGUGAGUUUUGUAUCACUGCAUAAAUGUAAAUGUUAUCACAAGUGCAGACUACAUUUACUAAUUGUUAAGAACACUCGUCAAUAAUUAUAAACGGUUUGUAGUAUAUAGCGCUCUUCAUUAUGCUGUGUGUGACAAUUAUUAUUAUCAUAUAUAUAAUAAUAACGACCAUAUUUCAAUUUUGAUACAGAGAGAUAAGAGAUUCUCAACUAAGAAAUAAGUUAUCCCAUUUUCGACACGUGAUUGUUAAAUAUUUGGAAGUUAAGGAACAAAAUUGUAGAAUAAAUAUUGAUUUCUGUCAAAUAUAAUGUACGACUAAACAAAAAAUUUAUAAUUUUUAUUAUGUUAUAUUAAUUAUUAAUAUUAUUGCUAAAAUAAUAAUAUUGUUAGUAUUUUCAUUUUUUAUAAACUUAGAGAUAAAGAUUAGGCUUCAGAUGAAGCGUACAAUUGACAAUGCGUUAUAACAGUUUGCUCAUGAAAUACAGAUUGUAAUUUAUAUCAAUAACUUAUGUCAAUAAGAUUUAUCGUAAAAUCAUAUCACAUCACCGUCAUCACCUAUAUUCGUAAGGUGACACAUGGAAAUGUGCAAGUUUACAUAUCGAUCGCUAAAAAUAUCGGUCACUCUGUGGAUUUUUGCGACAGAUUAUUUGCAUUCCCUGAUAUUAAAAAUGUGUUGGUCAAAUAUAAAAAC
Molecule: messenger RNA, 4283 nt
Organism: Solenopsis invicta (red fire ant)
Lineage: Eukaryota; Metazoa; Arthropoda; Insecta; Hymenoptera; Formicidae
Product: TWiK family of potassium channels protein 18
Exons: 1
Coding region: 2464-3489 (341 amino acids)
Biological process (GO): potassium ion transmembrane transport; stabilization of membrane potential
Cellular component (GO): membrane
Molecular function (GO): potassium ion leak channel activity
Source: RefSeq, a predicted model, not a curated record